AUGGCCGUUCCGUCUACUUGCGAUCUCGAUGAAGUCCUCCCGGGCACAAGACGUUUGUUCGUUGACGAAAGAGCAAGCGUCACCUCAGGCGACACCAGUAUAGAAAAGCAUGGCGAUGUCAUCCUCGUCCCGCCUCCGACUAAGUCCCCCAACGAUCCGCUGAACUGGAGUCUUGCGCGCAAGAUUUGGCACUCGUUUCUGGUGUGUUACAUUGUUACCCUGACCGCCGCUACGUCCAAUGUCGCCGGUGCUGCUAGUACGGGUGUCAACGAGCAGUAUGGCAUCAGUUACGAUGUGUUCAAUACUGGCGCAGGUGUACUCUUUGUCGCAAUCGGAUACUGGACUCUUCUGAGCUCGCCCGCGACCCAUCUUUACGGGCGACGUAUUUUAUACUUGGUUGGCACGGUAUGGGGUCUUGUCGGAAACAUCUGGUUUGGACACUUGACCAACACGUCCGACACAGUCUGGUCUCAACUUUUUGUCGGGGCCUCUGAGUCUGUUGCCGAGGCCGUUGUUCAACUUUCCUUGCUGGAUAUCUGGUUUGAGCAUCAGAAUGGUACAUCACUGGGUAUGUAUACCCUCGCGACGACAGUAGGUACCUAUGUUGGACCUCUGAUCGCAGGUCAUUUGGCCGAAAACAUUGGCUGGCGCUGGAUUGGCCACAUGGGUGCUAUUGCCUCUGGCUUCACUCUGGUUCUCUUCUACUUUGGUCUUGAGGAGACUGCCUUUGAGCGCGGUCGCUACAUUGAUCUUGACCGAGCUGAAGAGCGCGAUGCUUCGCAUGGUAACGUCGAGGGUGUCCCCGAGCCCACCCCAAUCCACCAGGGUGAUCACGUCGUUACGAAGGAUGCGACGGAGAAGGGGCUCGCUCCGCAUCUAGAUGAGGAGGCUGCGAUCGCACGGGAUGCUUCUGCGCGACGUCGUGAAGACGUUGAGCGCAACAGACUCUCCGAUUCGUUCGCGCGUAAGAAGUCGUACUGGCAGCGCAUUGCCCUCAUCACACCAGCGUCCAACUUGCGCGGACUAGGCUUGAUGCAGUAUGUUCAUCGUCUAUGGCAUACUCUGCGCAUCUUUUCCUUUCCCGCCGUUUGGUUCGCUGGGUUCCAGUGGGGAAUGCAGAACAUUGCGCUGUCUUUCUAUCUGACGGUUGAGGAGGAUUACUGGGUGAACGAGCCCUACAACUACAGCGACUCUGCUGUCGCCAACAUGAACAUUCCGACCCUGAUUGGAAGUAUUAUUGGCUGUUUCUACGGUGGAUACUGUAGCGACAAGUUCAUUCUCUGGAUGGCGAAGCGCAACAAUGGUAUCAUGGAGGCCGAGUAUCGUCUCUACCUCAUGAUUCUCUGCGUUGUCAUCUUUCCCUUGGGUAUGUGGCUAUUCGGUAUUGGAUCAGCUCAGCAUUGGGACUGGCCCAUUCCGUAUGUCGCCCUUGGCUUCAUCGGCUUUGGGUACGGCUGUGCUGGUGAUCUUAGCAUCACGUACCUCGCUGACAGUUACCCGGACAUGGUGCUCGAGGGUAUGGUAGGCGUCGCUGUCAUCAACAACAGCAUUGCCACCAUCUUCACCUUUGUGUGCAGCUACUGGAUUGACACUGGUCUGCAGAACUGCUUCAUUGAGCUUGGUGUUUUGAGCUUUGUUAUCAUCAUGACCUCUCUUCCGAUGGCAGUCUGGGGUAAGGCGUCCCGUCGCUGGACAUUGGAGCGAUAUGCCAACUUUUUGCGCAUUCGUGAUGGUAUGGAAGUGUAG
Fusarium graminearum PH-1 is the source of this 1746-nucleotide messenger RNA. RefSeq lists its product as uncharacterized. The transcript has a single exon. Gene Ontology annotation, molecular function: transmembrane transporter activity. Lineage: Eukaryota; Fungi; Ascomycota; Sordariomycetes; Hypocreales; Nectriaceae. Gene Ontology annotation, biological process: transmembrane transport. The record is from RefSeq and is a predicted model, not a curated record. The coding region runs from base 1 to 1746 and encodes 581 amino acids.